UUCUUCAUGUGUCUGUCCUCUUAGUUAGUUCCUCUCACAUUCAACCCUUUAACUUCCUCUCUCUCUCUCUCUCUCUCUUAAGCUUCUACACAAGACAGAUAUGGAUUUAGAAAGAGACUCUUAGCUUAUUGAGUGAGAGAGAGGGAGAGCAAAAUCUGGCAUUGUCCUCUGUUGGUUUAUGGUUAGGUGAUGGUGGUAGAGGUGGCAGCUGAGAGAUCCAACCAUUUGGCUCUAUCUGCCAUCUUUAAUCUCCGCGUUAGUUCCUUCAAUUCCUUUUCUUCAAAACUUUUGCACCAAUUCAGUGACAUAACACUACACAUAUUGUUAUUCUUUGCCACAUAACAAACACAACCAAACUGCAUCCACUCAUUAUUAUUCAUUAGGGUUUCUAUUUUAUUCCUCAUCACACCUUGCUUUCUGUGCCUUCUUCACUUCUUGUGCUUGUUCUGUUCAUCCUUUUUCUUUCUCCUCGGGAUCUGAAACGCUUUCCAUUCCCGAGGGACUUGUCUUUAGCUACUAUCUUUUGAUCUCAUUCUCAAACUCAAACUCAAACUCAAACUCAAGCACUACUCACCAUUUCCGGAGCAAGAUUAUCGAUUUCUGCCACGCAACCUAAGACUUGUUUCUGAGUGAAAAAUUGGAUGGAGAAUAUGAAUAGUUUUUGUCAUGUUCCCCCGGGUUUUAGAUUCCACCCGACGGAUGAAGAACUUGUUGAUUACUACCUUAGGAAGAAGGUUAGUUCAAGGAAGAUUGAGCUUGAUGUAAUCAAAGAUGUUGACCUCUACAAAAUUGAGCCAUGGGACCUUCAAGAGAUAUGCAGGAUAGGAAGAGAAGAGGAGAAUGAAUGGUAUUUCUUUAGCCACAAGGAUAAGAAGUAUCCAACAGGAACAAGAACAAAUAGGGCAACAGCAGCUGGGUUUUGGAAAGCAACGGGAAGAGACAAAGCUAUAUAUUCAAAGCAUGAUCUCAUAGGGAUGAGGAAGACAUUAGUCUUUUAUAAAGGGAGAGCUCCUAAUGGACAAAAAUCGGAUUGGAUCAUGCACGAAUAUCGCCUUGAAACCGAUGAAAAUGCCGCACCACAGGAAGAAGGAUGGGUGGUGUGUAGAGUAUUCAAGAAGAGAGUAACAACGAUGCGUAAAAUGAUGAUGAGAGAGCAUGAUGAGUCUCCUAAUUCUUCUUGUUGGUACGAUGACCAAGAAUUCAUGAUGAUGGAAUCGCCAACAAAGCAACAAUCCUCUAUUCUUCUUCAUCAAUCCACCAAUAACCAUUCCAAUUUGAUGCAGCUACCACCGUAUCCUCUCAUCAAGAAAGAGCUUCAUCACCCAUCAUCAUCAUCAUCGUCAUACCCCUUCCUUCAGCUUCCACUCUUAGAGUCUCAUCAACAAUCUGCUGCUGCACCUUCCUCCAUUUCUGAACAACUCAUCAUGCCACCACCAAUUGGAGGAGGAGAACAAGUCCCGAGUUUUCAGUCAUUCUUCAAUAAUGAACAACAAGAAGUAGGAGUUCUUGAUUGGAGAGUUCUUGACAAGUUUGUUGCUUCACAACUUAGUCAAGAUGAUAAUCAUGCAUCCUCUAAUAGUAUUGUACAAGAUCUCACACAGGAAAUUGUUAUGGUGCCUCACAAUGAUGCUGCAUCAACAUCAAACUCCCUCACCUCCCCAAUUGAUUUGUGGAAAUAGCAUCAUGGAUUCCACCAUAUUAUAAAUUCCUCGUUUUGGGUACUUACUAAUUACAUUAUUUUACAUAUAUAUAUAUAUAUAUUAGAUACAAUUAAAUCUUCAACUGCAACUACUCUUUAAGUUCAUGUACAUAUAUAAACCUGCUAAUAUAUAAUGGGAUGGAGGGCAUGCAUGAAUUUAACUAUUAGCUUCAUUCUGAUGCCUCCACCAUUUUUAAUUAUGACAGUCAAAUAGUUAGUAACAAGACAUAUUCACCUUACUUAGUUUUAAUUUGC
Molecule: messenger RNA, 1954 nt
Organism: Arachis ipaensis
Lineage: Eukaryota; Viridiplantae; Streptophyta; Magnoliopsida; Fabales; Fabaceae
Biological process (GO): regulation of DNA-templated transcription
Molecular function (GO): DNA binding
Source: RefSeq, a predicted model, not a curated record